This is a messenger RNA of Puccinia graminis f. sp. tritici CRL 75-36-700-3, 3097 nucleotides long. RefSeq names its product SCY1 protein kinase. The record is from RefSeq and is a predicted model, not a curated record. Bases 18 to 2786 code for a protein of 922 amino acids. Lineage: Eukaryota; Fungi; Basidiomycota; Pucciniomycetes; Pucciniales; Pucciniaceae. Gene Ontology annotation, molecular function: ATP binding; protein kinase activity. The transcript is spliced from 10 exons. Gene Ontology annotation, biological process: protein phosphorylation.
CAACAAGAGACGAAACGAUGGACUACUACCUCAAGGCAGCUGCAUCCUACCUCGAUCGAUCCAACAUCUCAUCAAACUAUACCAACAUCAACAACCCAGCAACAACAACAGCAGCAACAACAACAACAACAGCAACAGCAACAACAACAACAACCACUGGCCAGAAUCAUAAUACAGCAACCACAAACGAAAAUUCAACCUCAAAUUGGUCACCACCCACUCGAAUAGGGCUAUGGACCGUACACCGUGCCAUCCAUAAUAGCACCAACAAACUCGUUAGCAUCUGGACGGCGGAGAAAAGACUCGUCUCAUCACCAUCAUCAUCACUCUCCUCACUACCCUCCCUCGUCAAUGCUGCCAACAGCUGGGCUAGUAGCAGUAUGAGUAAUCAUGGGAGCGGAAAUAAUCCAAAUCAACCCAAGACCCCAUUAGAGAAGGUAGUCGAAAUCCUAAAGAAAGAGGUCUCCUCCCUAUCUCGUCUACGCCAUCCAUGUAUCCUAGAAGUCGUCGAACCGUUGGAAGAAACCAGGACAAGUAUGAUAUUCGCAACCGAACCCAUCACCGGCUGUUUGAAAGAUGGAAUCGAACAAUCCGAUCGUCGAGCUAGCCUCAAUCAUCCCACUCGAAACCAACCUCAGAUAAACAUGGAAUUGGAUGAAGUUGAAACUCAGAAAGGCCUAAUGCAGAUUGGGAAAGGUCUCCAGUUCUUACACGAAUCGGCCAAGUUGGUGCAUUGUAAUCUAACACCCGAAGCAAUCAUUAUUAAUGCAAAAGGUGAUUGGAAGAUCUCUGGUUUUGGAUUAUCGACUUACCUCAAACAACCAGAUGGACAAGAUUCGAAAUGGCUCUUCCCUGAAUAUGACCACCGAUUACCGGACUCAGUCCAACGAAACUUUGACUAUCUUGCACCAGAAUACUGCCUCGAUGAACAUCUCUCGACGAGUAAUGAUAUGUACAGUCUAGGCUGUAUCCUACACUCCAUCCAUACCCGCAGUGGCCCACCAUUCCAAAACCAUCAUAGUCUGGAUAGGAUCAGGAAAAACGUCGAGAACCUUGGCGUCCUGAGAGCCGCUUGGAGUCGGGUACCCGAUGAUGUACAAGAGGUUCUAUCGCAACUGGUCACGCGAACCCCAUCCACUCGAUUGGUCGCCUCAGCAUUCCUGAAUUCACGGUACUUCAGCAGUAACCUGUUGGUUUCAACCUUAGCCUUCUUAGAUCGGGAUACCUUCAACUCUAAACAAAACGAAGAACAUGUUCAGUUCAUGAAAGGGCUCCUCAGACUCCUGCCCCAAUUCUCCCAAAAACUCGUCAAACAGAAAAUCUUACCUUCCUUAAUCGAAGAAUGUCGGAAACAUGUUCUGUUGCCAUUCUUGUUACCCAACAUCUUCUUUAUUGCACAACAGAUGGAAAGUGAAGAAUUCCGCUCUGAAUUGCUACCCCAUCUAACCCGAUUAUUUUCGAUCAAAGAUCCACCUCAAAACAUCUUGAUCUUAUUGGACAACUUGUCGAUCUUCCAAACGAAAGCUACCCCUCAAGUCUUUCGAGAAGAUGUGAUGCCCCUGAUUUAUGUCGCUCUGGAAUCGGAUAUGCCCUCUCUACAGGAGAAAGCAUUGAAAGUUAUCCCUGGUCUCUGUGAAACACUCGAGUACACACAUGUGAAACAAGUACUGUUUCCCAAAGUCACAAUGGUAUUUUCUAAAACUACGUUACUAUCGGUCAAAGUAAAUACGUUGAUCUGCUUCCACUCUAUGGUCAAGAUUUUGGACAAAUACACUCUUACCGAGAAAUUGGUGCCCCUAUUAGCAAGGAUCAAGACCAAAGAGCCAGCGGUGAUGAUAGCCACCUUAGCGGUCCAUGAAGAGAUGGGAAAGAAGGUAGAAUUGAACGCGAUUGCCACCUUAAUUUUACCUCAACUGUGGGCGAUGUCGAUUGGACCUCUGUUGAACAUCGAUCAAUUCAAUCGGUUCAUGAAUUCGAUCGAGCAACUAUCUACUCGAGUCAGACAGGAGCACACUCGACAUUUGGUUGAAGCUAGAAGAUUAGAAGAAACUACCGCUCGGAGCAACAGUCAACCCAGUGUGAAUCAUCAACAUCUUGGAUCCCAUGUGCCCAAUGAGGCGGUCGACUUUGAGAACCUAGUCAAGGGCUCCCGGAAUUGGGCCUCAUCAUCGAAACCCAAUCCGCCCAUCCAACAGGACACCGCGCCGACGAGUCCAUCGGCCAACAGUGGCUGGGGCUUCGACGACCAACUAGGAAGCUUGAAUCUAGGCGGGCAAUCUACAAGCGAUGGCGCAGCGCUCAACCGGCACCAUUCGAACCCCGUCCCGGUCAUCAAUGCCAGGAAGUCACUCACACCAACCGGGCUCAACGCGCUCAAUCCACGCCAGUCAACAAACAACCUGCGAUCCUAUCCGAGCAUCUUUGACAAUCACUCUUCCGGCGCAAGUUCUCACGGCUCAAGACUUGAUCCCUCUACAACCAACCACCAACAACGGCCCCACUCACUCUCCUCCGAUCUCCUUCCUCUGUCACAUCCAUCCUCUUCCUCUACAUCACAGCAACCCUCAGCCUUUGUCGGCUUACCCCCUCUUGUCCCUCAGACUUCCUCCCUCACUUCUCUCACCCAUCAGACUCUUCCCUCCUCCUCUUACCAAGCCCCUCCUGGUCAGAUCUCGAAACCCUCUUGGAACGUCAUUGCUCCCAUCAAACCUUCUCAAAACCAUCCUCCCUCCCUGCAGAACUCUAAUCUCAACAAUUCGUUGGCUGACUUUGAUCCUUUUGCUUAGUUCUUCUUUUUUUCAAGAUUUCGUUCUUCUUUUUUAGCACUUUGUUUUUGGUAUUCUAAUCGUGUUUUCAACUAUUAGUAGUUUUGUAUAUAUAUAUAUAAGUAAAUAGAUCAUUCCAAGGAAGCCGUUCUCCCUCCCCUCUACUUCUGAUUCAAUUGCAAAAAAAAAAAAAAACUUCCGCUGCUCUUUCCCCCGCUUCCUCUCAAAAAAAAAACAAUGUCAAAACCGUGUUCGUAUUGUUAUUAUUAUUUUAUUAGUGUUGUGUUUGAGAUGUGUACUUGCCGCGAAAUUCAACUCACUUUCUAUUCUUC